Messenger RNA from Punica granatum (pomegranate), 1459 nucleotides. NCBI's taxonomy places the organism in Eukaryota, Viridiplantae, Streptophyta, Magnoliopsida, Myrtales, Lythraceae. The record is from RefSeq and is a predicted model, not a curated record.
AGUUUUACCUUUAUCAUGGAUGAUGGUUCAUUCAGUAUAUAUACAGCUCUCUGUUCAUGUCCUCUCAGACAAUUUGAGAGUCCAACUUAAAGUUUGAUUAGGUGGGAUAGCUCUCCUUCGGAGAAAGUUCCAUUGUUCUGUACAUAACAGCAUCCUAAGGGGAGUUGAGAUCAGAGAAGAAGCGUGUGGGGAAAGAUGAGAAUCAUCUCAGCUCAUCAUAGUCAUUUUACCGGCAUUGUGACUCUUCUUCUUGGUGUAGUAGUCCUGGGGCUGAUGACAGCUGAAGCAGAAGCUCAGCUGCAGAUGAACUUCUACUCGAGCAGCUGCCCGAAAGGUGAGGACAUUAUCCGUGGCUUUGUCGAGAAGCACAUCCCCAACGCUCCUUCCCUUGCAGCUGCUCUCAUAAGAAUGCACUUCCACGACUGCUUUGUCAGGGGCUGUGAUGGGUCGGUUCUUCUGAACUCGUCGAGUUCAGGCAACCAAACUGAAAAGGUGGCUACUCCGAACCUUACCCUUAGAGGGUUCGACUUCAUUGACAGGGUAAAGGCCGCCGUGGAAGCAGAAUGCCCCGGAGUUGUCUCUUGUGCAGACAUCAUCGCUCUCGUUGCGAGAGACUCUGUUGUAGUUACUGGGGGUCCUACUUGGAAAGUUCCCACCGGUAGGAGAGACGGGCUGGUGUCAAUAGCUUCAGAAGCUCUGAACAACAUCCCACCUCCGACCAGUAACUUCUCCAACCUGCAGACACUGUUCGGUAACCAGGGACUCGACUUGAAGGAUCUCGUCUUGCUAUCAGGGGCACAUACAAUCGGGGUGUCCCACUGCUCAUCUUUCUCGAACCGGCUGUACAAUUUCACAGGCGUCGGUGACCAAGACCCGAACCUGGACAGCGAGUACGCGGCCAACCUCAAGGCCAACAAGUGCAAGUCUCCAAACGAUAACACCACCAUCGUGGAGAUGGACCCGGGGAGCCGCAAGACCUUCGACCUCAACUACUACUCGAACGUCCUCAAGAGGAGAGGACUCUUCCAGUCUGAUGCCGCCCUCACCAACAACUCCGUCACCCUGGCCAACAUCAAGAGGCUCCUUGCGGGGUCCUUGGAGAACUUUUAUGCCGAGUUUGCCCUGUCCAUGGAGAAGAUGGGGCGGAACAAUGUCACAACUGGGUCGGCUGGUGAAAUCAGGAAGCACUGUGCUGUCGUAAACAGUUAACUGAAUGUCCUAUUGAUGGACGCGAGAGAUUGAUGAAUUUUUAUCACAGGAGUUGGAUCGACGUGUUUCCACAGAGAUUAAGUCGAGUGAGUAGUAUGCAUGUGUUUCAUGUACAUGUGUUUUAUUUAAUGUGUUGAGCGAAUAAAUGAACUUCUCUAUGUCAUUUUAUUCUACCAUAACCAGUCACAUUGUCUGAAUAUUUUUUAUAAAUAAUGUUGGAAACAUAAAAUCCAUGUCUAUCCUUUUCUUA